AUGUGGGCUGCAUUUGAAAACCCACAUACAUCAUCUGUGGCACUUGUAUUUUAUUAUGUUACGGGAUUUUUUAUUGCAGUAUCUGUUUUGUGCAAUCUCAUUGAAACUAUUCCAUGUAAAUAUUUAGCCAGCAAUAAAACUGUAUCAUGCGGUGAUUUAUACGAAAAACAGUUUUUUGUUCUUGAUACAGCAUGUGUUAUAAUUUUUACAAUUGAAUAUAUGGCCCGAUUAUUUGCCGCACCAGAUCGGUGUCGUUUUUUACGCUCAAUUAUGAGUGUUAUUGAUGUUGUUGCAAUAUUACCCUACUAUAUUAGCCUUGGUUUAAGUAGUAAUAAGGAUGUUUCUGGCGCUUUUGUUACAUUACGAGUAUUUCGAGUUUUUCGUAUCUUUAAAUUUUCACGACAUUCACAAGGCUUACGUAUUCUUGGUUAUACAUUAAAGUCAUGUGCUAGUGAACUUGGUUUUUUGGUUUUUUCGUUAGCCAUGGCUAUUAUCAUAUUUGCAACAAUUAUGUAUUACGCUGAGAAAAAAGUCGCCGACACAAAAUUUACGUCAAUUCCGGCUGCAUUUUGGUAUACCAUUGUUACUAUGACGACAUUGGGAUAUGGUGACAUGGUACCGGCAACUGUAAUGGGAAAAAUUGUUGGUGGCGUUUGCUCGUUGAGUGGUGUCCUCGUCAUCGCUCUUCCUGUUCCUGUCAUUGUAAGUAAUUUUUCUCGAAUUUAUCAUCAGAAUCAAAGAGCAGAUAAGCGAAAAGCACAGAAGAAAGCUCGGCUAGCGCGAAUUCGAAUAGUCAAAAAUGCUAGCGGACAGGCGAUGUUUAGUAAAAAGAAGGCACAUGAAAUGCGAGUGCAGGCAUUUGAACAAGGAUUACUGCCCUUAGAGGAGCUUCGCGAUGAAGAUAUCUUCGAAAUACAGCAUCAUCAUUUGCUUCAGUGCUUAGAACGAGCUACGGAAAGAGAUUUUGGUGAAACAGACUUCUCUUUUGAUGAAGGGAUGAAGCCAACUCCGCCUCUAAGUCCGACACCAUCAGAGCAUGAUUUUUAUCAGCAUCACAGCUUUAGGAAUCAUCUGCUUCAAUGUUGCCCCUUCAAAAUAGGACGAGGAAAACCUGAUUUUCCACUGAAGCGAGUUUCCUUUGUCAGGAAUGGUGAUGAAACCAGCUGUAUUGUUGAGGAGGAAGCUCAGUCAUCAUCGGUAAAUCCUUCGUCACAGAAUCGUCUGCCAAAUACUAUUUAA
Molecule: messenger RNA, 1239 nt
Organism: Enterobius vermicularis (human pinworm)
Lineage: Eukaryota; Metazoa; Nematoda; Chromadorea; Rhabditida; Oxyuridae
Source: the annotation of a GenBank genome assembly